GACAUGUGACGCGUGCGCUCGGGCCGUGCCUCCAGUCAGUCAGGGAGUCGCUGACUAGUCUGUUCGGAGAGACUGGCAGUAUCCACGGCGGCAGCGCUCUCGGAUUUGGUGCUACGUUCCUCUUCCAAACGUAGUCUUUUCUUCUCUGAGGAAUUAAAUUUAUGAUCAUGGGUGACAAGAAGAGCCCAACCAGGCCAAAAAGGCAAGCCAAACCUGCGGCAGACGAAGGAUUUUGGGAUUGUAGUGUCUGCACCUUUAGGAACAGUGCUGAAGCUUUCAAAUGCAGCAUCUGUGAUGUGAGAAAAGGGACAUCCACCAGGAAACCUAGAAUAAAUUCUCAACUAGUUGCUCAGCAGGUUGCUCAGCAGUACGCCACACCGCCACCACCUAAAAAGGAAAAAAAAGAAAAGGCUGAAAAACAGGAUAAAGAAAAAUCUGAGCAUGAAAAACUUGACCAUGAGAAACACGACCUUGAAAAACCUGAGAAAGAGAAGCCAGACAAUGAAAAACAAGAGCAAGAAAAAAAUGAACAAGAAAAAGAAAUCAGCCCAGCUCCUGCAAAAAAGAUCAUCAGCAAAAAAACAAAACCCAAGUCCGAUAUACAUUCAGGUCCGAUGAGCGAAGCAAACAAUGUGCAGUUGGGGAAUGCAACAACAAAGACAAAUGAUUCACUCUCUUCACGGCCCAGACUGAAAAAUGUGGACAGAAGUACUGCACAGCAGCUUGCAGUUACAGUGGGGAAUGUCACAGUAAUCAUCACAGACUUUAAAGAAAAGACACGAUCAACCUCCACAUCAUCUUCCACAGUGACCUCCAGUGCAGGGUCAGAACAACAGAACCAGAGCUGCUCUGGAUCUGAGAGCACAGACAAAGGAUCAUCACGUUCUUCAACACCUAAGGGUGACCUGUCCGUAGUGAAUGAUGAAUCUUUCUGAGGACAACACAUGAAUAUCUGGAUACUAUGGACUGGGGUAUGAAAUUCAGAAUACUCCACCUGCCCAUGCUGUUUGCAUCCUUGGAGAUUCUUCUGUGCUUGAACAUGCUUUUAUAAACUUCUCUCUCCUGUUGAAUGCUGCCAGGAAGAUUUCAACUUGUCAUGGGCAUCUGGCUACUAUGGAAUUUCGCACCCUGAUAAAUACUCCUGACACUUUUUAUGUAUUCAUUGUUUUAUAUAAUUUUCCUAACAAUCAUUUAUAAACGGAUGUGCGUCUGAAUAUACUUUUUUAUAAAAUCUGAUGUGCACAGUUUUCCAUGUACAUUAUAACUGUUUUACUUUGUUUUUAUUUAUUGCAUUUGCAAACUCCAUCCUUUACAUUCAUGGACGUUCAUGGAUUCCAUCCUUUUAUAUAUUUUUUUUUUCUUACUUUUGUGUGUCCUGUGAGUAUAGUUUCUUAAUUAUCAAACAUUUUUUUUCUUUUUAUUCAAAUUGAAAUGUCUGAAAACAAUACAAACACUGGUGCUUGAUACACUGUGAAGUGAAACAAAGCAUUGAAUACCUACAGGUCUGAGAUAGUUUUGUACAUUUUAUUAAAUAAGGGGCUUAAGACGGAGAUGAACCACUGUUAUACAAACAAAUAUAGUAAAUGGUAAGUAUCUGCAUUAAGCCUUUGUUUCCCCAUACCUUGGACAUUUCCUUAAGAUUAAAUUGGACCUUAAAUUAACUACACCUAAGAUUUUUAACCUUGCCAGCUCCACAGCAACCUGCAAUUGUUACACUUAAAUGACUUUGACUGCCUGGUACUGAUAAUAAAACAGCAUUAUCUGUGCUAGUAAAAUGCA
Protopterus annectens (West African lungfish) is the source of this 1779-nucleotide messenger RNA. RefSeq names its product RING1 and YY1 binding protein (gene RYBP). Gene Ontology annotation, cellular component: nucleus. Gene Ontology annotation, molecular function: DNA binding; transcription coregulator activity. Gene Ontology annotation, biological process: positive regulation of DNA-templated transcription. The record is from RefSeq and is a predicted model, not a curated record. Lineage: Eukaryota; Metazoa; Chordata; Ceratodontiformes; Protopteridae. The transcript has 5 exons. The coding region runs from base 162 to 935 and encodes 257 amino acids.